AUGCCAACUGGCAAGCAGCUAGCUGACAUUGGCUAUAAGACCUUCUCUGCCUCCAUGAUGCUCCUCACUGUGUACGGGGGGUACCUCUGCAGUGUCCGAGUCUACCACUAUUUCCAGUGGCGCAGGGCCCAGCGCCAGGCCGCAGAAGAACAGAAGACCUCAGGAGUCAUGUAGAACUGGGGGGCUUUUUCGCCUGGGCAGAGAGGCCCAAGGCAUGCUAUGGAGAGACUUCACCUGCCACCAUUUCCAGGUCAACAGGACUAGAGCGUUGAUGAUUUUCAAACCCUGUUGGAAGAAAGUGCCCAUGGUUUCUCUGGUUCUGCCAGUCUGUGCCAGUUUGACAGUUUAUGGAGGCUGUUGAAUCAUAAUAGCAAUGUGAGGGUGAGAUACACCUACAGACAUUAAAUAAUUUGCCGUGUC
This is a messenger RNA of Symphalangus syndactylus (siamang), 420 nucleotides long. It is a transcript of the gene COX14, whose product is annotated as cytochrome c oxidase assembly factor COX14. Gene Ontology annotation, biological process: mitochondrial respiratory chain complex IV assembly. NCBI's taxonomy places the organism in Eukaryota, Metazoa, Chordata, Mammalia, Primates, Hylobatidae. The record is from RefSeq and is a predicted model, not a curated record. Gene Ontology annotation, cellular component: mitochondrion.